AUGGGUCGCACCAAAAAACUAACAGACCCCAGCAGCACCCCGAGAUCCUCGGGAUGGGAAAGGGAGCAAUCCAUCCGCUCCUACCUCCAUGCCGCAACCCGCACUCACUCACCGCAGCGGGAGGCAGAGACCGCAAGCCAGGAAAUUGACUCCUUCCCUUCCACGCUGGCCAGACUAUCGCCAGCACCUUCAGUGAUGUCGGAGACGCAGCUCCCGCAGGAGAGUGAGUGGAGGGCCAUACUGCCAAACCUACUAACCAAGGCCGACUUGGAGGCCCUGUCAGACCGCCUAGGCCGUGUAGUAAGGGAGGAGGUGGCCCAGUUACGUGCCGACCUGGCCAAUGUGGAGGCCUGUAUGUCGGUGGCAGAGUCUGAGACCAGGGCACUCCGCACAGACCUGGAACACACAAACUCGACUGUAACUAACCAAGAAGCAGACAUAGCCAGCCUCACCAUGUGGGUAGACGACCUGGACAACCGCGGCCGCAGAAUGAUCCUGCGCGUCCGCGGGCUGAGGGAAGGUGACCCAGCGGAACACAUACCUGACAUAUUAAAACGACUGUUCACCCAGGUACUGGGGGGCCAGCAACUACCCAGACUAGGCCUAGUCAGGGCGCACAGGGCAUUGCGACCCAUGCCGGCACCAGAAGAACAACCUAGAGAUAUCAUAUGCUGCCUAGAAAAUUACCAACUGAAGGAAGACAUUCUGCGCACGGCUCGCCGCAUGGGGACCAUACGCUUUGAGAGCCAAAACAUAUCGAUUUAUCAAGAUUUGUCCCGAAACACCCUGCAAGCCAGGAGAGCCCUACGCCAGGUAACAUCUGCCCUGCAACAGGCAGGAAUACCAUACCGCUGGGGCUACCCAUUCUCACUUUCAGCUAAGCACGGCCCAGAUCAACACGGCCCAGAUCAAGUAACCUCCCAGGUUUCCUCCGAGCCAUGGGCAUACCACCGCUCCAAGUACCAGACUGGCUGGCGAGAUCGUUUCUCCAACCACCGCCUGGGGAGAAAGUAA
Messenger RNA from Pelobates cultripes (western spadefoot toad), 1014 nucleotides. The record is from the annotation of a GenBank genome assembly. Lineage: Eukaryota; Metazoa; Chordata; Amphibia; Anura; Pelobatidae.